AUGCAGAACAAGGUGACAGUCAUUCCCAUACACAACAGAGAAAUGAGGAAGCUGUUGUACAGAAAGAACACAGCAAGGAUUAUGCAGAAAUUGAGGAGAAGCCUAAAAUGCAAACAACAACAAGCAAUGGAAAAGAGAGCAGAACAUACACACACAAAGAAGAGAAAGAAAGAGGAAGUCCAUUUUGAGAAAUUUAUGGAUAUUCGUAAGAAAAUUCAUAUAAACAUACCACUAGUGGAAGCUUUGAAGCAAAUGCCAAAUUAUGUGAAAUUCUGGAAUGAUGUACUCCCUAAUAGAAGGAAGUUCCAAGAAUUUAAGGUGGUGUCACUAGAUGAAGAGUGUAGUGCAAUAUUGAAGAACAAUAUCCCACUAGAAGAGAAAGACUCUAGGUACACUAUUCCCGUAUCAAUUAGAGGAAAGGAGCUAGGAAGAGCAUUAUAUGACUUGGAAGCAAGCAUCAACUUAAUGCCUCUAUCCAUUUACAAGAAGUUGGGGAUUAGAGAGGCUAGACCGACUACAGUCACCUUACAACUAGUCGAUAGGUCCAUCAUUCAUUUCGAAGGAAAGAUUGAGGACAUCUUAAUUCAAGUUGACAAAUUCAUAUUUCCUGUAGAUUUUAUCAUUUUAGAUUAUGAAGUCGAUCAUGAUGUACCAAUUAUUUUGGGGAGGCAAUUUUUAAAGAUCGGAAGAACAUUAGUAGAUGUCUACAAAGGAAGCAUCACGUAA
This is a messenger RNA of Cucurbita maxima (winter squash), 726 nucleotides long. RefSeq lists its product as uncharacterized. The record is from RefSeq and is a predicted model, not a curated record. The transcript has a single exon. Lineage: Eukaryota; Viridiplantae; Streptophyta; Magnoliopsida; Cucurbitales; Cucurbitaceae. Bases 1 to 726 code for a protein of 241 amino acids.